Penicillium riverlandense is the source of this 1068-nucleotide messenger RNA. RefSeq lists its product as uncharacterized. The coding region runs from base 1 to 1068 and encodes 355 amino acids. The record is from RefSeq and is a predicted model, not a curated record. The transcript is spliced from 2 exons. Lineage: Eukaryota; Fungi; Ascomycota; Eurotiomycetes; Eurotiales; Aspergillaceae.
AUGCCUCUCCAUCUCCUCGGCAAAAAGUCAUGGAACGUCUACAACCCAGAAAGCAUCGCCCGCGUCCAGCGCGAUGAGGCACAAGCCAAGGCCCGCGAGGAGGAGGAUGAGCGUCGCAUGCAAGAGGUCGACGCCGAGCGCCGCGUUCAGAUCCUCCGCGGUGAACGUCCAUCCACUCCCCCUCCACCGCCGCCGCCUGUAUCAUCCGACCGAGCCCCCCGAUCAGACCGCAAGGCUACCGAUGACACGGGCGGAUACCGGAAAAGAAGACGUCUCGCGGGCGAGGACGACACGGACCGCGAUAUCCGUCUAGCGCGCGACGAUGCCGCGCGAGCAACUGCGAAACGCGACGAGCUGGUUCUCACCUCCCGCCGUAAGGAUAGUGAUGUCCAAGCACCGCUCGUAGAUGGCGCAGGCCAUAUCAACCUGUUUCCUGCAGCGAAACCAAAGGCAGAGAAAAACCCAGAGGCCGAGGCCGAGGCUUCGCGGAAGAAACGAAGCUAUGAAGAUCAAUAUACCAUGCGAUUCUCGAAUGCGGCAGGGUUCAAGGAGAUAGCGGGGCGGAGGCCGUGGUAUUCGUCCGCAGAGCAGGACGCUCGAGCGCCAGCUUCCAUGUCUGAAAAGGAUGUCUGGGGAAAUGAAGAUCCCCGGCGCAAGGAGAGGGAGAAGGCGCGGAUGGAUGCGAAUGAUCCUCUUGCGGCUAUCAAGCGCGGCGUGAGGCAGCUGAAAGCCACGGAGCAGGAGCGGAAACGCUGGAAUGAGCAGAAGCGGAGGGAGAUCGAGGCCUUGAAGGCUGAAGAAGGGCAGCGGUCGAGUCUGCGCCGUCGGAAACGGUCACCAUCCGCAGGCAGUUUGGAAGACUUCCAGCUUGACGCGCCGGCUGGACGGGAGUGUGACGAUAGGCAUCGGCGGAGCACCCCCCAUCGACAUCGGAGCAGCCACCGGGAUCGUAGUCGAGAUCGCUCGCAUCGGAGUCACCGGCACUCCUCAUCGCGAAGUCAUCGCCAUCACGACGGAGCCUCUGACAAAGAUCAGCGCUCAAGGAAGACAGAGAGAGGCAGAGCUUAG